CGAUCUUAGGUCAGUGACGGGGGUCUCUCUCUCUUCUCGCUCUUGAUGGCAUCUGAGCGGCGUGGGGACACCAGGAUGACCUGGGGGUGGUUGUCGCGUCUUCCGGAUCCUUUGGGUUCCCGGGAAGGAAGCUGGAAAGGAUCAGCUGUCUUGACGCUCCUGUUGGCUGGCUACCUGGCACAGCAAUUCUUACCGUUGCCCACGCCUAAAGUGAUCGGCAUCGACCUCGGCACCACCUACUGCUCGGUUGGGGUGUUCUAUCCUGGCACAGGGAAGGUGAAGGUCAUUCCAGACGAGAGUGGACACGUCAGCAUCCCCAGCAUGGUGUCCUUCACUGAGGGCCAAGUACACGUGGGCUAUGACAGCUUAGAACUGGCAGACUCGAACCCCCAGAACACCAUCUAUGACGCCAAGCGCUUCAUAGGCAAGAUUUUUACCCCGGAGGAACUGGAAGCUGAAAUCGGCAGAUACCCCUUUAAGGUUUUAAACAAAAACGGAAUGGUCGAGUUUUCUGUGGCAGGAAAUGAAACCAUCACCGUUUCGCCAGAGUACGUGGGUUCCAGGCUGUUAUUGAAGUUAAAAGAAAUGGCAGAAGAAUACCUCGGGAUGCCAGUUGUCAAUGCUGUUAUUUCUGUGCCAGCAGAAUUUGACCUAAAACAGAGAAAUUCAACAGUCGAAGCUGCUAACCUCGCAGGACUGAAGAUCUUACGGGUGAUCAAUGAGCCGACGGCGGCAGCUAUGGCCUACGGUCUGCACAAGGUCGAUGUCUUUCACGUCUUGGUGAUAGAUUUGGGUGGAGGAACUCUGGAUGUGUCACUGCUCAAUAAACAAGGAGGGAUGUUUCUCACCCGAGCAAUGUCUGGGAACAAUAAACUUGGAGGACAGGACUUCAACCAGAGAUUGCUUCAGUACUUAUAUGAGCAGAUCUAUCAGACGUACGGCUUCAUGCCCUCUAGGAAAGAAGAAAUCCACAGAUUGAGGCAAGCUGUAGAAAUGGUCAAAUUAAACCUGACUCUUCACCAGUCUGCUCAGAUAUCAGUAUUACUCACAGGGGAAGGAAAGAGCAAAAAGGAACCUCAGAAUAGUGGCCCCGAUAUGCCGAAGGACAAACUGUCCCCAGGAGAUGGGAAGCAUGCUUUUGGAGCUGGCCUCUCUGAAAGAAAAAGUGGAGAAAGCCAAGUUCUGUUUGAAGCAGAAAUCACACGGAAACUCUUUGACUCCCUUAAUGAAGAUCUGUUCCAGAAAAUACUUGUACCCAUCCAGCAAGUUUUAAAAGAAGGCCACUUGGAAAAGACUGAGAUCGACGAGGUGGUUUUGGUCGGGGGCUCUACCCGCAUCCCUCGAAUCCGCCAAGUCAUUCGAGAAUUCUUUGGGAAGGACCCCAAUACGUCUGUGGACCCUGACCUGGCAGUAGUGACAGGAGUCGCGAUCCAGGCAGGAAUUGAUGGAGGCUCUUGGCCUCUCCAAGUCAGUGCUUUAGAAAUCCCCAACAAGCAUUUGCAAAAGACCAACUUCAACUAAAUUCCAAAGGAAUGAUGUGUUUCUGUGAUCUUGUCUCUUGGUCUUUUCCAGUAAUUGUACAACCUUCUUCAAGAGAAAAAUCACUUAAGAUAUCAUAUAAAUGUAUCCAGCAUUGUAAUUGCAAACAUUUUACACAACAUUUUAUUUUAGGAUUGAAUAUAAUGGGAUGGAUCCUUAUUAUCUUUGAGAGAUGGCAUUCCAACCAAUAUUUCUAAGGUGAUAGAGUGUCAAGGUCUCUUACAGAAAUUUGAGUUACAUUUUUCUGAUAUUUGAAAGUGGAUAGACCCAUGCGCUCAGAAUUAUGUUCUGUAAACAUUGUCUAGUGCCAAUUAUAGAAUUCCCAGUUCUUACUGGAUUGUACUAACGGGAACUGGUAAUUUGAACUACCUGGUCUGUCACGUAUAACUAUUAAUUUAAACUAUACUUGAAGGAUAUUUACAUUGGCUGGGACAUAGCAGUAUUAUUAAUAUGGGCUGCGAAUGUAAUAUUCAGUAACUGCCAUACUAUAUAACAGACUUACUCUCAGAAAUAGUUUCCCAUGUGUCCUUUUAUAGAGUCUGCAUUCUCCAGGUUUAAAAAAUGUUUCUUUGAUUAAUUUGUUUUCUUUCUAAAAUAGCUUAUUAUUUAGAUGUUUCAAUACCAGAUAGUAGAAAUAUCCAGUUUGUAUUUCCUUUGUCAGCUGUGCCUCAUUUUCUGCUCGGCAUUCCCCGAUUCUACUUGGCUAGAAGACAAUAUAGAAGUGUUAAUUGCAUUUUUUUUUUAAAUGAGUUAAUUUCAGAAUAAAGCCACUAUUGCUGUUGUUUAUGUUACUCAAGACUUUUGGUGAGUAGCAAUAAUUAACUGCAGUAUUUGCUUUAUUUUCAGUUAACCCUGGAGAACUUACCUCGCAUUUGAUUAUCAGAUCAUUUGAUUUUUUUUUUUUUGCUUGACUGAGAUUUCUCCCAUAUUUAUAAAAUAAUGCAGAUGUGUUCAGUAGUUGUGUACUAUAAUUUUUAAAUCAUCACACUUGAACUAUUUUUAGCCUUAAGGUUAGUGUGAUACUAGUUUUAAAAAAUGAUGAAUACUGGAGGUAAUGGGGACGUUCGUGUGAGAGACAGUGUGGAGAAUUUUCCACACAUCAGCACUUCGAGCAGCUUCUUGAUUUUGUUUGCUUUUUAGAAAAGCUACAGGGACCAAGAAAUAAAGUAUAGCCAUUUAUUUCUGUGAUACCCAUGUUAUUUGAAGAAUUAUUUUCCUUUAUGGAGGCAUGCUGGUCAAAUUUUUUUGUUGUAUGUCUGCACUAUCCACUAUUGGACUUGGAAGAAUGUUGAAUUUCCUGUCACUAAAAAGAGGACAGGUUUCUAGCAACACUGAAACAUUUUGGCUUUUGAGUAAAAAGGUGAAAGAUGAUAAUUUAUACAGAUCUUAAAAAGUAUUUUUUUUUCUUAGCCAUGAGGUUACUGUGAAGCUACAAUUCCAAUCAAAUGUUUCUUUGUAUAGGAAAUAUGUCUAGUGUAUAGUGUUGGCAUAUUUUACUUUAGAACUAGUGGAGAAAUGCCAAAGAUAAUUCUGUCACCGCAUUAGGACAAUAUUCACAUGUUCUCUUGAACUUUAUAUAAAUCAUUCAAUAGAUUCUACAACUGAAACAUCUUUUUCCACAGAUCUUUGAGGAAAGUGUCCAAUUGAAAACUCCACAGAGUAUCAACUUUAACCUCAAGCAUUUUCAGAUAUUUUAGGAACUUGAAUUUCUGAAGUCCACGAGACCAUUCAAGACAGUCUCUUGACACCUUUUUCAAGAGAAAACAUUUUGCAAAGCAGAGCUAAUCUCAGACACUAAAACUGAAAUUGAAGUGAUGUGUGUCUGAGUACUAGAACGACAGCGUUGGGCAGUGUGUUAACAUUGCCUAUCUCUGCUCAGUACAGUUAGCCCCUUCAAAAACAGACUGGUGUCAACUCAACCACUUUAGGAGAUUACUUACAAAUAGCCUCCUUGAAAUCAGUGUAGUCUAUUUAAAAGAUAGAAUUAUCUUGAAGGGGUAACUUAUGCAACAUAACCUGAAGGCAUUUUCAUAUUCUACAUUUGGUUGCACACCUACGUGUUUUUUGAAGUAUGUAACUUUAAAUAGUAUGUCUUGUGUGAUUAGAAUAUGUGAACGAGUAAUUUAUUUUGUAUCAGGUGUGUUUUCGUACUGUGUUUUCUCAAACCACUGACUUUUUAUCAGCAAAUCCUACUGUGUAUAGCAGGUACUGAAGAUAGUCUGUUAGUUACUGUGCAUAACAUUGUGCCUAUCAGAUCUGUGUCAUGUACAUUCUGAUGUAAAUAAAUAACACUUUACAGCUUGUUUUUUAAA
Erinaceus europaeus (western European hedgehog) is the source of this 3851-nucleotide messenger RNA. RefSeq names its product heat shock protein family A (Hsp70) member 13 (gene HSPA13). Gene Ontology annotation, molecular function: heat shock protein binding; misfolded protein binding; ATP binding. The transcript is spliced from 5 exons. Gene Ontology annotation, biological process: cellular response to unfolded protein; vesicle-mediated transport; protein refolding. Bases 46 to 1521 code for a protein of 491 amino acids. NCBI's taxonomy places the organism in Eukaryota, Metazoa, Chordata, Mammalia, Eulipotyphla, Erinaceidae. The record is from RefSeq and is a predicted model, not a curated record. Gene Ontology annotation, cellular component: nucleus; cytosol; cytoplasm.